This is a messenger RNA of Scatophagus argus, 3822 nucleotides long. RefSeq names its product leucine rich repeat (in FLII) interacting protein 1a (gene lrrfip1a). Lineage: Eukaryota; Metazoa; Chordata; Actinopteri; Scatophagidae. Gene Ontology annotation, molecular function: DNA-binding transcription factor activity, RNA polymerase II-specific; RNA polymerase II cis-regulatory region sequence-specific DNA binding. The record is from RefSeq and is a predicted model, not a curated record. Gene Ontology annotation, biological process: regulation of transcription by RNA polymerase II. Bases 551 to 2767 code for a protein of 738 amino acids. The transcript has 28 exons.
CGAUUGAGUACAGCCUUUGAAGUUUGUCAGUCUGACAGGUUCGAGUCUGUUUCUGUGAGGCCGUCCGUCGGCGGGGUCGAACCGAACCGGCGCGUUAAAAACAUCUGAAUAACAGCAGUUUCGCUUUAAUCACCAUUUAUUCUUUAGAUCAAACAUUUUAGAUUUGUUUGAUUUUCGCAGAAUGACAUACAGCGACGGGCUACGGUUUGUACGGACGGCGCGAGGCUACAGCGAACGUCUCUGACGGAGUUCGCCCGCAGACGCAGCGGGAGCGCACGUGGGCAGUCGCACGGUUCGAACCUUCGUCGCGAGCUCGUGCGUCGUCACAGAAACACAGGAAGAAGCGCAAAAACGGAUGUAAGACAUGACCCGCGCUGCGAGCGGGACCAGCCACGUUUUGCGUCUGUUCUCUGCUCGCCUCUAACUUUGACAUUUUAGCGGCACAUGAGACCCGACUAGCUAAGCUGCCGCUCCGCGUGGAUCGUUCGGUGGGCUGUCGGACCAGCAAAGUGAGACCGUUCUCAGCAGCGCGUGGAUAAAGUGAGGAAACAUGGGGACUCAGGGCACAGGACGGAAAAGAUCUACCAAGAAGGAGAGGUCGACGGCAGAAGACGAUGCCCUGAAUCUCAUAGCGAGAGAGGCCGAGGCCAGACUGGCAGCGAAGAGGGCAGCCAGGGCAGAGGCCAGAGAGAUCCGCAUGAGGGAGCUGGAAAGACAACAGAAAGAGAUCUUUCAGGUGCAGAAGAAAUAUUACGGCUUGGACACCAGAUUAGACGACCGAGGGGACAGUAAAUGGGGCGAUAUUGAACAGUGGAUGGAGGACAGUGAGAGAUACUCACGUUCUUCGCGGAUACAUACGCACUCGGACGACGAUGAGCGGAUGUCGGUGGGAAGCCGAGGGAGUGCCAGGUCGGAUCUUGACGUGGUCGGGGCUUACGGCGGAGGGGGCUCCUCUUCACUCUCGCAUAAGAAGUCAAAGAAAAAGAAGAAACAUAAGCACAAAGACAGAGAUAGGAACGGCUAUGACGAUGACUACAGUGUCAUCUCCAGCAGGAGCUCCAGACUGAGCGAUGACAGCCGAGUGUCUCGUGCCUCCAGAUUAGACCUGCAGCCGGUCUCUUACGCUUCCUCUGACUUGUACAGCCUCAAUGGACUGUCCUGUGCCAGAAACCCAGGUUCAGCUCUCAAUGGUUACCAGUUCUGCAGGUCCCUCAGUCAGAUCACCCAGCAGCUCGAUCGUAGGAGCUCCCUGUACGAAGACAGCGUCUGCAGUGGGUCACGGCGAGUCGCUGCUUCCACCUCUCAUCCAUUAGAGUACACUAGUUAUCGCAGCUCCAGCUCCAGAGCCUCCUCCAGGGCCAGUUCAGCCCGCACCAGCCCAGUGGACAACUGCAGCUCUGUUGCCAGUUUUUUGAGGAGUGCGGCCAGUAGCAGCGGCCUCCCCCGGGACCUGGACGAUGUUACUAUUCCUGAUUUUUCUGAUGUGGAGGACAGAGAUUAUCUUGAGAAGGGAUCUCGAGCAGCUUCUGCUUUGACAGCAGGAACCCUCACCUCUCUGGGCGGGACGUCCUCGCGGAGAGGAAGUGGCGAGACAGCUCUAACCUUAGACGCAGAGACCUCUAUACGAGAACUCAAGGAGAUUCACGAACUGAAGGAUCAGAUUCAAGACGUGGAAAUCAAGUACACGCAGAACCUAAAAGAAGCAAAGGAUGCACUAGCAGAGGUGGAGGAGAAGUAUCGUAAGGCCAUGGUGUCCAACGCCCAGCUGGACAACGAGAAGAACAACCUGAUGUACCAGGUGGACACGCUGAAGGACUCGCUGAUGGAGCUGGAGGAGAUGCUGUCUGAGUCGCAGCGAGGAUACGAGGAGAAAGUCAAGGAAUUGGAACGAGAGAAACAUGCCCACAGUGUGCUUCAGUUCCAGUUCAACGAGAUGAAAGAGACGCUAAAACAAAGCGAGGAGCUGCUAAAUGAGAUCCGUCAGCUGCGUAUGAAGCAGGAGGGUUUUGUUAGAGAAAUAUCUGACCUGCAGGAGACGGUGGAGUGGAAGGAUAAAAAAAUUGGGGCCUUAGAGCGACAGAAAGAGUACACAGAUGCAAUCCGAAUUGAGCGAGAUGAGCUCAGAGAAGAGGUGGUGAAGCUCAAAGACAUUCUGAAGAAACACGGGAUAGUCUUGGGACCUGACCUAAACAUCAACGGAGACGUUGGUGAGACAGAAGGUGACGGGUCCUCCAGUGCCGACGCCGCCUCCCAGUCGGCCGCAGGUCCACAGACCCCCCCAACGGAGGGCAACAGCAUGCUCGAGAUUCGCCUGAGGAAACUGGUGGAUGAGCGUGAAAGGAUGAUAGAGCAGGUAAAGAAACUGAAGGCCCAGCUGGAGCAGAAGACGCAGAGGAACGGCACCGAGAACACUUCAAGCCCAGAUGGUGAAAUUCUUCAAAACGGCACCGAUUCCAACAUCAUAGAGCUGCAGAGAGAUUCAAACAGACAAAUAAGUGAUUUGAAGUUCAAACUCGUGAAGGCGGAGCAAGAAGUCACCGCUUUGGAACAAAACGUGAGCCGACUCGAAGGCCAGGUGGCGCGCUACAAGUCCGCGGCAGAGAACGCAGAGAAAGUGGAGGACGAUCUGAAGGCAGAGAAACGCAAACUGCAGAGAGAGCUGCGAUCAGCGCUGGACAAGGUCGACGAGCUCGAGUCCAACAACAGCCACCUCUCUAAAAGACUGGAGAAGAUGAAGUCUAGUCGUGGCAUGGCACAGACUCCAUAGAAACGCACACACCCACACACACACCAAAACCGGCCGAUCACUUGGAAACGAGUCAUCCUGCAUUUUUGGGUUUCUCUUCCAUCUGCCUGAUAGCAACAACCACAAGAAAAAGAACAAAAAAAAAAAAUGAAGACGCUUAGUUAUGAUAUCCACAGAAUAGAAACACCAACAAGCAUUGUGCCAUUUCUUUAUCUAUCUUCUGUAUGUUGAGACUCCUUCAUGCGCACACCCAGAAAGUACAUGAAGUGGGGGAGCGGGUGUUUGCGUACCUCGUGACUUUGGUUGAGCCUCUGCUCUGCUCUGCUAAAAGGGGCAGAAAGUGGGCCACAUGGAGGGUCCCGGGACUGAAGACGUGCUGUUGACCAGGGCAGACUGCCCUCUUUCUGCUGCCUCUCGUCGAGAUUCGUCUUGCCUUGCUCGCUCAGAGGACAGAGAAGUUCCAGUGAAGAGCAGCGAACAGCACCAGUGUCCACAUCCCGAGACUGCUAACCCUCGCCGCCGAGAGGACGGGAGCGCUUUGUGUGUGUGUGCUGUGAACGAAAGAGCAAAAUGAAGUGUAUUUUCUUCGUCUGAACUUUUCCCCACUUUGCAUCCAAAGCCAAACUGUUUUAAGAAAUGUAAAUGUUUGGGUGUGUUUGUUUGAGGACAACCUGUUUGCAGACAGAAGGAUCGCUCAGUUUUCACGGAGCGCCGCCUCCCAACACAAAGUAAUCAUCACACCAUCCGUCAGUUGUAGUAACUUCAUGUAGCCAGCAGCCUGAUGCAGAUGACUGGUCGUCGAACGGUUCGACCCGCAGCCCCGCUGCUAAGAUCAGAGGUCGUAUCUCCGAGCUUCUUUCUGCUUCAUUUAGUCAGUCACUGGUUGGCUCUUGUGCACACGUGUAAAUGCUGAGACGUACUGAAGAAAUGUGACGACGGGGACUCAAAGCUGUGUUAGCGGGAGAUGGAUGCUCAGCACACUGGGGAGAUGCUGCUUCACUGUUUACAAAGCUUUAAAAUGUUUGUAAGGAAACGUAACAAACUGUAAUCUUUGUGCAAUAAAAGUUGAAACAGUA